Molecule: messenger RNA, 1874 nt
Organism: Carcharodon carcharias (great white shark)
Lineage: Eukaryota; Metazoa; Chordata; Chondrichthyes; Lamniformes; Lamnidae
Product: beta-galactoside alpha-2,6-sialyltransferase 2-like
Exons: 5
Coding region: 1-1563 (520 amino acids)
Molecular function (GO): sialyltransferase activity
Source: RefSeq, a predicted model, not a curated record
AUGAAAGCCAAGACCAAGCAGUGGAAGCAGCUAGUGCUGAUUGGGAUACUGGCAUGGGCACUCGUCUUCUUGCUGCUGUUUACAUAUUUCACAGACUUCAAAACAGAUGAGCGUCCAGCCAGCUCUUUCACAUUCACUGAGACAAGAAGGCUCUUCCCCAUUCAGGGUAAACAGAGAGUCUUUAUGGGGGCUUUCCCAAAUCCAAAGGUCUCAGCAAGUCAAAGAGAAAAUAGCCUUUUCUUUGAGAAUGAUGAAGAUUCUGUGCAUUCAUUGCGUUUAGAUUCUUUGAAUGAUGACAAUCUAAAAUGGACCCAAGAAGAGGAUAAUGGUGAACUUCAAGUCAAGAUAAGAGUGAAGAAGAUGAGGAUUGGUGACCAGCAGCAAAUUCAAAACAAGUUGAUAGAUAAGGUAGUUAAAAUUAUUACCAAGGAUGGCAAUACCUACAAGGAAAUGAUUAUUCAAGAUGCAAAGCCUAAGCAUCACAAAAGGAUAAUGAGAAAUAUGGAACAACCGAGCUAUCCGGUAGACCCAUUACUUGAAAAUCUAGAUUCCUUUGACCUAGAGGACAUGGAGUUUUCGAAAUCAAAUUCAGUGCUUGCCAAACUGUGGAGAGGAAAUAUUUCAUCUGGGAUGUUGAAUCCUCGGUUACAGAAAGCCAUGAAAGACUAUAUGAAUGAAAACAGACAUGGUGUCCAGUUUCAAAGGAAAAUGGGGACUGAAAAGAUGUUUGGUGAAGAACUUCUCUGUGAGCUGAAAAACAAAGUCAAAAUAAGAACCCUUGAUGGGAAGGAGGCUCCAUUUUCGACACCUGGAUGGAAAAAACACAUUCCCAAAAUUCCACUGGACAAAAUCAGAAUUAACAGACAGUCCUUCAGAAGUUGUGCUGUCGUCACAUCCGCUGGUUCAAUAUUGAACUCCUCCCUUGGAGAAGAAAUAGAUUCCCAUGAUGCAGUUCUGAGAUUUAACGCAGCCCCUACACAAGGUUACGAGAAGGAUGUUGGAAGCAAAACCACAAUCCGUGUUAUUAAUUCACAAAUACUUGUUAACCCAGAGCACAAGUUUAAUAAUAGCACUCUAUUCAAGAAUAUUGUUUUGGUGGCCUGGGAUCCUGCACCUUACUCAGUAAACCUCCUUAAGUGGUACAAGAAACCAGAUUACAACCUGUUCCUGCCCUAUUUGCGAUAUAGAAGAAAGAAUCCUGACCAGCCCUUCUACAUCCUUCAUCCAAAAUUUGUCUGGCAGCUUUGGGAUAUAAUCCAGGAAAACACUCAGGAAAAAAUACAGCCAAACCCUCCCUCCUCUGGCUUCAUUGGAAUCCUCAUUAUGAUGUCGUUGUGUGAUAAUGUCAAUAUCUACGAGUAUAUCCCUUCCGUCAGACUGACUGACCUCUGUCACUACCAUGAGCGAUACUAUGAUGCUGCCUGUACCUUGGGUGCCUACCACCCUUUGUUAUAUGAGAAACUUUUGGUGCAACGCAUGAACAAAGGAAUGAAAGCAGAUUUAUAUACAAAAGGAAAGGUUAUUGUGCCUGGCUUUUGUACCAUGAAAUGUUCUGGAGAAUAAUGAACUUUGUGCUGCAGAAUGAUUGCUGGUUAUGUAGUGCAAGACAGAACAUAACAGAUAUGCUGAAAUCUUUUUUAAAAUACUUGAAAUGACUAGAUAGGACUAAUUUCAGGGUAAUAUCAAGUUAAUGAGCCAUUGAAACUACAAAAUGAUCCUGUUCCAUCACAUUGAAGCCUUUGCAUUUUGUACAAAUGUAUUGCAACACGCUAUGCUUGAAGGUUACCAUCUGAAGUUAUGAGAUUUCAGAUAAAGACCAUAGACUUACAAUGGAUUCCCCUUUCCUCCCAUGCCACUGUGAAUAGAUUGUUGUA